Akanthomyces muscarius is the source of this 7275-nucleotide messenger RNA. RefSeq lists its product as uncharacterized. Gene Ontology annotation, molecular function: protein binding; protein serine/threonine kinase activity; protein-containing complex binding. The transcript is spliced from 4 exons. The record is from RefSeq and is a predicted model, not a curated record. Gene Ontology annotation, biological process: TOR signaling; negative regulation of macroautophagy; protein phosphorylation. The coding region runs from base 1 to 7275 and encodes 2424 amino acids. NCBI's taxonomy places the organism in Eukaryota, Fungi, Ascomycota, Sordariomycetes, Hypocreales, Cordycipitaceae. Gene Ontology annotation, cellular component: nucleus; TORC2 complex; TORC1 complex.
AUGACACAGCAGCAACCCGCCGCAUUGGAGCGGCUGGACCAUAUCAGCCGUCAGCUGAAAUCUAGAGUCGGCGACGAUGUACGACGGAGAGCUGCAUUGCAGCUGAAGGACCUCGUCACCAUAUGCCACCGAGAUCUGAAUCCGGAACAGUUCCUAUCCUUUUACAAUACUGUCAACAACAAGAUCACGCAACUCAUCACACAUGGCGGCGACUCCGCUGAAAGACUGGGCGGCAUCUAUGCGCUGGAUGCGCUCGUCGACUUUGACGGCGUCGAUGUUGCCCUCAAGUAUACGCGAUUUACACAGAACUUGAAAACACUGCUGCGAGGCAAAGAUAUGAACCCGAUGCGACCGGCCGCUGUCGCCCUCGGUAAGCUAUGCCGCCCCGGUGGAUCGCUCAUUUCAGAACUUGUCGACUCGGAAGUAAACACGGCGCUCGAGUGGCUACAAAACGACCGAGUCGAAGAACGGCGCUACAGUGCGGUGCUGGUGCUGCGAGAGCUGGCUGUCAACGCUCCGACAUUGAUGUACCAGUAUAUCCAAACAAUCUUUGAGUUGAUAUGGGUUGGCUUGCGCGAUCCCAGGCAGCAGAUUCGAGAAGCAUCGGCCGAAACUGUCAGCGCUUGUUUCCGAAUCAUCCGCGAUCGAGACCAGGAGAUGAAACAACUAUGGAUGGGAAAAAUCUACAACGAAGCCAGGCAGGGCCUCAAAGUCAAUACUGUAGAGUAUACACAUGCGUCUUUGUUGGUGCUCAAGGAACUCCUCGAACAGGGUGGCAUGUUCAUGCAGGAGCACUACCAAGAAGCAUGCGAUGUUGUCUUCCGGCACAAGGACCAUCGCGAGCCGACUGUCAGAAACACAGUCGUUCUCCUCAUUCCUGAUUUGGCUAGCUAUUCUCCAGCUGACUUUGCCCAGUCAUGGCUGCAUAAGUUCAUGGUCUACCUCUCGGGCAUGCUCAAGAAGGACAAAGAGCGCAAUGAUGCUUUCCUUGCCAUCGGAAACAUUGCCAACUCUGUCAAGAGUGCUAUUGCCCCGUAUCUGGAUGGUGUGCUCAUUUACGUCAGGGAAGGGCUCAGUGCGCAGUCUCGCAAGAGAGGAUCUGUGGACCCAGUAUUUGACUGCAUUAGCCGGCUCGCCGUGGCUGUUGGUCAGACUCUCAGCAAAUAUAUGGAAGCGCUGCUGGACCCUAUUUUUGCCUGCGAGCUCACGCCGAAGCUUACGCAAGCUCUCGUCGAUAUGGCUUUUUAUAUUCCCCCGGUCAAGCCGACAAUUCAAGAACGUCUGUUGGAUAUGCUCAGUGUAGUCCUUUGUGGCGAGCCUUUCAAGCCGCUCGGCGCUCCUCAGCCCAACACUCUCUCAUCCGUCCCUGUCAUUGCAAAAGACGGCAAGGAUCCACAGGCAUACGAACAUCGCCGCGCCGAAGUCAAGUUGGCGCUCAACACGCUAGGAAGCUUCGAUUUUGCUGGACAUAUUCUGAAUGAGUUUGUCCGCGACGUAGCAAUUAAGUAUGUUGAAGACGAAGAUCCAGAUACCAGAGAGGCUGCCGCUCUCACCUGCUGUCAGCUCUAUGUCCGUGAUCCAAUCGUCAACCAAACAAGCUAUCACGCCCUUCAAGUGGUCGGUGAUGUAAUCGAAAAGCUUCUUACCGUGGGCAUCUCCGAUCCUGAGCCUAAUAUUCGACGAACUGUGCUCGCGGCUCUCGAUGAACGAUUCGAUCGUCACCUUGCCAAAGCCGAAAAUAUCCGCAUCCUCUUCUUCGCCCUGAACGACGAAGCGUUCGUCAUUAGAGAAGUUGCCGUCUCUAUCAUUGGCCGACUGGCUAGAUACAAUCCCGCAUACGUCAUUCCGUCUCUCCGCAAGACUCUCAUUCAGAUGCUUACGGAGCUUGAAUUCUCGGAUGUUGCUCGUAGUAAGGAAGAAAGCGCCAAGCUGCUCAGUCUUCUCGUCCAGAAUGCGCAGUCGCUUAUUAAACCAUACGUGGAGCCCAUGAUCUCGGUGCUUCUUCCGAAGGCCAGCGACCCAAACCCUUCUGUUGCGGCCACCAUACUCAAAGCCAUCGGCGAGCUUGCGACAGUUGGCGGUGAGGAUAUGCUUCCAUACAAAGACCGUCUGAUGCCUCUUAUCAUCGAGGCCCUUCAGGAUCAAAGCUCAAACAUCAAGCGAGAGGCUGCCCUGCACGCACUUGGCCAGCUAGCCAGCAAUUCAGGCUACGUUAUUCGGCCGUAUCUCGAAUACCCGCAGCUACUUGAAAACUUGCAAAGCAUUAUUCGCACCGAAGAUCAGCGGGGACCAAUUCGACAGGAAACUAUCAAGCUAAUGGGCAUUCUGGGUGCUCUCGACCCUUAUAAAUGCCAGCAGGCCGAAGAGAAGCCCCUUGAUACCCAAUCUCGGGCAGAACUGGGUCCGAUGACUGACAUUUCACUGAUGAUGAGCGGCUUGACCCCUUCAAAUAAGGAGUACUUUCCAACUGUGGUCAUCAAUGCCUUACUUCAGAUUCUGAAGGACCAAUCCCUUGCUCAACAUCACGCUGCUGUCAUUGAAGCGAUCAUGAAUAUUUUCAGAACCCUUGGCCUAGAGUGCGUCUCAUUCUUAGACCGCAUCAUCCCCGCUUUCCUACAGGUCAUUCGGUCCUCGCCGUCAACAAGGUUGGAAUCCUACUUCAACCAGCUGGCAACGCUGGUCAGCAUUGUGAGACAGCACAUCAGAAAUUACCUCCCCGGUAUUAUUGAGAUUUUGCAAGAAUACUGGAACAAGUCGUCGUCGCUGCAGACUACUAUCCUAUCACUUAUCGAAGCAAUCUCUCGCUCUCUGGAGGGCGAGUUCAAAAUCUACUUGGCCGGUCUUUUGCCUAUGAUGCUUGGCGUACUCGAGAAGGACACCAGUGUGAAGCGCGCUCCCUCCGAGAGAGUUCUACAUGCGUUCCUUGUGUUUGGAGCCAGCGCCGAGGAAUACAUGCAUCUAAUUAUUCCCGUCAUCGUGCGGACUUUUGAGAAAGCCACGCAGCCCCCAUUCCUCCGAAAGCAGGCGAUCGAGUCCAUUGGUAAAAUCUCCAAGCAGGUCAAUCUUAACGACUAUGCUGCCAAGAUUAUUCAUCCCCUUACCCGAGUGCUUGAUGCCAGCGAACCGGCACUGCGAAAUGCCGCAUUGGACACAAUGUGUGCCCUCAUUCAACAGCUCGGGAAGGAUUACAUCAAUUUUAUGGGGACUGUGAACAAGGUGAUCAAUCUGCGACAAAUUCAGCAUGCCAACUACGAGCUUCUGGUCAGCAAGCUUCAGAAAGGAGAGGCGCUCCCACAGGAUCUGAAUACCGAAACACGCUACUUUGACCGCGGCAUCGAACCUGCGUUUGCGGAUCUAGGCACAAAAAAACUGGAGAUGAACGCAAUACAUCUCAAGGCUGCCUGGGAUACCAAGGGCAAGUCAACAAAGGAAGAUUGGCAGGAAUGGCUGCGAAGAUUCAGUACAACUCUUUUAACAGAGUCUCCUAACCAUGCUUUACGUGCUUGCGCGAGUUUGGCAAGCGUCUACCUCCCCCUUGCGCGAGAACUCUUCAACUCUGCUUUUGUCUCUUGCUGGAGCGAGCUGUUUGAGCAAUUUCAGGAAGAACUCAUCCAAAAUAUUGAAAGUGCGAUCAAGUCUGAAAAUGUCCCGCCGGAUCUGCUCGGUCUCCUUCUCAACCUCGCUGAAUUCAUGGAGCACGAUGACAAAGCGUUGCCGAUCGACAUUCGCGUACUCGGUCGCGAGGCUGCGCGAUGUCACGCCUACGCCAAAGCUCUUCAUUACAAGGAACUCGAAUUCCUUCAAGAUCAAAGUAGUGGAGCUGUCGAGGCAUUGAUUGUGAUCAACAAUCAACUUCAGCAAUCAGACGCUGCCAUCGGUAUUCUGCGAAAAGCUCAACUCUAUAAGGAAGGCAUUCAGCUUCGCGAAACCUGGUUCGAAAAGCUUGAGCGUUGGGAAGAGGCCCUAGCCUUCUACAACAAGCGGGAAGCAGAAGUACCUCCAGAGCAAGCUGUUCCCAUUGACAUUGUUAUGGGCAAAAUGAGAUGCCUUCACGCCCUCGGCGAGUGGGAUGCCCUCGCCACGCUUACCGGGAAUACCUGGCAAAAUUCGGCCCCGGAGGUACAACGGAUGAUUGCGCCGUUGGCAACUGCAGCAGCCUGGGGUCUCGGCAAAUGGGAUUCGAUGGAUAAUUAUUUGUCUUCAUUGAAACGAAACUCGCCAGACCGUUCUUUCUUCGGCGCCAUCUUGGCUUUGCAUAGAAACCAGUUUAGAGAGGCCAUCAACAACAUUCAGCAAGCUCGUGAGGGCCUGGAUACCGAGCUUAGUGCUCUCGUCAGUGAAUCGUACAACAGAGCCUAUCCUGUUGUGGUCCGCGUUCAGAUGCUUGCCGAGUUGGAGGAACUGAUUGUAUACAAACAAUGCGACGAGAAAAAGCGCGCGACUAUGCGAAAGACCUGGGAGACGCGUCUCGAGGGCUGCCAGCGCAAUGUCGAUCUCUGGCACCGUGUACUGAGACUUCGUGCCUUGGUCAUUCAGCCAGCAGAAAACAUGCGUAUGUGGAUCAAAUUUGCCAACUUGUGCCGCAAGUCUGGUCGCAUGGGUCUGGCAGAGAAAUCGCUCAAGCAGCUCAUUGGGACUGAAGCGCCACUCGAAAACAUGAUCCCGUUCUGGAAAGAAGGCUCAUCGUUACCCAAGAAUGUUCCGGCGCAGGUCAUAUACGCUAUGCUCAAGUUCCAGUGGGAGACUGGCCAGCAAACUAGUAGUCGGACACAGCGCAACAUUUCGGAGCGCACUCUAUACUGUUUGCAGAGAUUCACCAACGAAACUGCUCAUCGAUUUGAUAUGACCAAGAUGCAUCUCUCGUCUCAGUCUGGCACUGAGCUUACGACUGCCGACUAUGCUUUCCAGAACCAGGUCGACUCGUCCAUCAUCACACCGCAGACUCAACGUGCACUCGUGGAACAGACCGUGCUGCUAGCGAAGUGCUACCUACGCCAGGGUGAAUGGCUCAUCGCGCUCAACAAGGACAAUUGGCAGCGGGACAAUGUCGAAGAGAUUCUCACCUCCUACUCCCAAGCUACAAGGUAUAACCCACGCUGGUACAAAGCAUGGCACGCCUGGGCCCUCGCAAACUUUGAAAUUGUCCAGACCCUCACGGCCCGCACCGAGGGCGACACCAACCGAGCGGAUGCCGCCAGUAUUGUCCAGCACGUCGUUCCCGCCAUUCAGGGGUUCUUCAAGUCAAUUGCGCUCUCAGCUGGUAGUUCGCUUCAAGAUACUCUGCGUCUUUUGACGCUCUGGUUCACACAUGGAGGCCACGCCGAUGUCCAUUCAGCUGUCACAGAAGGUUUUGCGAACGUCAGUGUUGAUACCUGGCUAGAGGUUCUCCCUCAGCUAAUUGCACGUAUCAAUCAGCCCAAUAUGCGAGUACAGCAGUCAGUGCACAACCUGCUCGCUGACGUUGGUCGAGCGCACCCUCAAGCGCUGGUCUAUCCUCUCACGGUCGCUAUGAAGUCUGUCCAGAGCACCCGCAGAUCACGGUCUGCCGCGCAGAUUAUGGACAGCAUGCGUCAGCACAGCGCCAACCUGGUGGCCCAGGCCGAUCUUGUUAGCCAUGAACUCAUUCGUGUCGCGGUUUUGUGGCAUGAACAAUGGCAUGAGGGCUUGGAAGAAGCUUCUAGACUAUACUUUGGUGAUCAGAAUAUCGAAGGCAUGUUUCAGACCCUUGAGCCGCUUCACAGCUUGCUGGAGCGUGGACCGGAGACACUUCGCGAAAUCUCAUUUGCCCAGGCAUUCGGUCGUGAUCUGAGAGAAGCACGAGAAUGGUGCCAUCAGUACGAGACUAGUCACGAUCUUAAUGACCUAAAUCAGGCUUGGGACCUUUACUACCAGGUUUUCCGCCGAAUUUCUCGACAGCUACCACAGGUCACAACCCUUGAUCUAACCUAUUGCUCACCCAAGCUGCUAAACGUCAAGAACCUUGACUUGGCCAUCCCAGGAACCUAUCGGAGUGGGCAGCCUCCUGUAAGAAUCCAGUCUUUCGAGCCAACUUUGACGGUCAUCAACUCAAAACAGCGUCCUCGCAAAAUUACUGCCAGUGGCACAGACGGAAACGCGUACCCCUUCCUUCUCAAGGGGCACGAGGAUAUCCGGCAAGACGAACGUGUCAUGCAGCUGUUCGGUCUUUGUAACACUCUUCUAGCCAGCGACUCGGAGUGCUACAAGCGCCAUCUCACCAUUCUGCGCUUCCCAGCAAUUCCUCUGUCACAGAGCUCGGGCCUUAUUGGAUGGAGGUCCAAUACUGAUACGCUUCAUGUCCUCAUUCGAGAGUACCGUGAGAGCCGCAAGAUCCUUCUCAACAUUGAGCACCGCAUCAUGCUGCAGAUGGCUCCUGACUACGACAACCUCACACUCAUGCAAAAGGUGGAGGUCUUUGGCUAUGCUUUGGACAAUACCACUGGCCAGGAUCUCUACCGUGUUCUGUGGCUCAAAUCCAAAUCCUCGGAAGCUUGGCUUGAGCGCCGCACCAACUACACCAGAUCUCUAGGUGUCAUGUCUAUGGUCGGCUAUAUUCUGGGUCUGGGUGAUCGUCACCCGUCUAACCUAAUGCUUGAUCGCCUUAACGGACACAUCUUCCACAUCGAUUUUGGUGACUGUUUUGAGGUCGCCAUGAAGCGCGAGAAGUAUCCAGAGCGCGUUCCAUUCCGCUUGACGCGCAUGCUCACAUACGCAAUGGAAGUCAGCAAUAUUGAAGGAAGCUUCAGAAUUACAUGCGAGCACGUCAUGCGGAUUCUCAGAGACAACAAGGAGAGCGUGAUGGCAGUCCUGGAAGCUUUCAUUCACGAUCCUCUGCUCACUUGGCGUCUGACGAACACAGCCUCGCCUGCGGGACCAAACUUCCGUUCCGACCGGGAGGCUGCUCUUAUUGGUAUGAAUGGCGGCGGUAGAGCACGCAGGCCGUCCAUCCUGGAGGCCGAUAUUGCACCAUCAGAGCUCUUGGCCAACGGCGAUCCCGUCAGCGCGAUGAUAACCCGCCCUAGAGCCAGAACAAAUAGCGGCGUCGAACCCGAAGGCGCUAAUGGCGCGCAGGAUACGGAGACGCAGAAUGCGAGAGCUGUUGAGGUUCUGGACCGCGUCGUACAGAAGCUGAACGGGCGCGACUUCAAGGAGAAUGAGGAGCUUGAUGUUGUGAACCAGGUCAACAAGCUCAUCAUUGAAGCGACGAAGCUGGAAAAUCUCUGCCAGCAUUACAUCGGAUGGUGCAGCUUCUGGUAG